Molecule: messenger RNA, 1404 nt
Organism: Penicillium maclennaniae
Lineage: Eukaryota; Fungi; Ascomycota; Eurotiomycetes; Eurotiales; Aspergillaceae
Product: carbohydrate-binding module family 48 protein
Exons: 3
Coding region: 1-1404 (467 amino acids)
Biological process (GO): signal transduction
Cellular component (GO): cytoplasm; nucleus; nucleotide-activated protein kinase complex
Molecular function (GO): protein kinase binding
Source: RefSeq, a predicted model, not a curated record
AUGGGAUUCUUUACAUUCCAAUGGCCCUACGACGCGAACGAGGUGUUCGUUACGGGCACGUUCGACGAUUGGGGUAAGACGGUGAAACUUGACCGGGUGAGCGAUGGCUUCGCCAAGGAGGUGUCUCUGCCCAUUGAGAAGGUGCACUACAAGUUUGUUGUGGACGGUAUCUGGACCACUGAUAGUCGUGCUCGCGAAGAGACUGACGGACAUAACAACGUCAAUAACGUGCUCUUGCCUGAAGAGAUCCACGAUUCCCCCCACCCCGCAUCCGCGAUCAUGUCUGGUGUCACCCCCGAGUCCACCACCGCGGCCCUCGCUGCGGAUGUCCCCAAGACCAACGGCGACAUUCCCGGUUCCUUCCCUGAGACCCCGGCACAGGAGUCCGAGCAAAUCCUAACCGUCAAUCCCAUUCCCGCCUCGGGUGGCUACGGCAAUCCGGUCAAGCUGAACCCGGGCGAGAAGGUCCCUGACCUAAGCUCGAUCCAUGGCAACACCGUUGACUCGACCGUGAAACUGGACAAGGAGUCGUAUGAAAAGGGAGACAGUGUUCCCCUGGGCAGCGCUGGCACUCAGAACGACACCGCCAGCUCCAGUGCUUUCGCCGUGCCCCCCAUUUCCAGGAACGUUAUUCCCGAGUCCAGUCUGCCCAUGGGUGGACCCGCUCAGCGGGCUGCUAUGAGCGACCAGCAGGCCGCCGCCGAUCCUGGCUACACCAUUCAGUCGGCCGCUCCCCACUCGACCACCGCUGCUCUGGCUGCUGAGGUACCCCUCGAGAAGAACAAGGAGCCGGCCGACGACCGUGACUACACUACUCAAUCGGCAGGUCCUACCGCAACCACAGCUGCCAUGGCCGGUGCUGUUCCUCUCGAGAGCAGCAAGCAGACUAAUGGUACCACGCCUGUCGAGGAUGUCCCAGAGAUUGUGAAAGAGUCGAUCGCCGAAUCCAAUCAUGGCCCCGAGGCAGCAGCCAACAAGGAGGCGGUUGAAGAGAAGAAGGAGGUUGAGCAAGAACUUCAGAAGAAGGUUGCCAUGAAUGAGUCGGCCGGCGCUCCGGCUCCUACGGUUUCUGCGGCUACUCAACCCACUGCCCCUGGCCACGGCGCCGGUCUCGCCGCUCCUGGCUUCGACUCUGCCGAUGUCUCGCCCAUGUCUACUCCUCCUCCGGGCCGCUCUGAUGCACCGGCGCCAACCUCGACACCUGCCACCGCCACCCAGACUGCCCCAUUGGUUACUGAUGGACCUGUGACCGUCUCUACCGAGGCAGUAAGCACCCCGAAGCCUGCCCAGAAGUCCAGCACCACCGAGACUGCCGGCACCACCACUACCUCGGCGGGAAGCAGCAAGGACGACAAGAAGAAGCGCCGCAGCUGGUUCUCAAGGUUGAAGGAAAAGCUCAAGUAG